UGUACACCGAUGGGGCAGCAAGUGCCAAGGGAUGCGGGGGGGGGGGGGUGCGGUCAUCACUUCCCCCGAGGGAUUCAAGGCUUAUUACUCCAUGGAAUUCAAGUUCAAAGUCACCAACAACGAGGCCGAGUAUGAGGCUCUUAUCGCAGGAUUGAGAUAUGCGAGGGCCCUCGGAGCGGCUCGUCUGAAUGUACGGAUGGAUAGCCAGUUGGUUGUGACACAGAUGAAUGGUACUGCUGAAACUCGGGAAGAACGGAUGAAGGCCUACAGGGAACUGUCAGAGGAGCAGACUGCGCAGUUCGAGCAAGUGAUCAUAGACCUGGUACCUCGGGUAGAGAACGCUGAAGCUGAUAUCCUAUCCAAGCUAGGCAAUCCCCUAUCCGGGGAACAGACGUCGUCCGUCCCACAACAUAUCCGGAAUUUGGCUAGACAGGAGGCACUACUCCGACCGGCGACAGAGAUGAUCCAGGUAAAUGCUGUUUCUUAUGCAGAUCCCAACUGGGUGAAGGAGGUGGCAGAUUAUCUCAGGAAUGGAAAACUCCCCCUCGAGAAAGAUGGACGCACCUCCGGAAGGGCCCCGUGGAUAAAGAGACGGGCGGCGAGCUUCGAGAUCAUCGGGGGUGAACUGUACAAAAAGACGUUCGUCGGGCCAUACCUCAGGUGCCUAUCGCCAGACUUGGCAGCAUCAGUCAUGGAGGAAUCCAUGAGGGCAUCUGUUCCAGCCACCAGGGACCCCAAACGUUGGCAAGGAAGAUCAUCCUACAGGGGUACUACUGGCCAACCAUCCAGCGGGACUGCUUCAACCACACCCAGAGGUGUGUGGUAUGCCAGCAGUACGCACCCAUUCCGGGAAGACCGGCCAGCUUCUACACCCCGAUGACCGUCGCCCUACCAUUUGCAAGAUGGGGGAUAGACUUGCUGGGGCCCCUUCCCAGGACGACCGACGGCAAGAAGUUCAUAAUAGUGGCCAUUGACUAUUUCACGAAAUGGGUGGAGGCCGAGCCAUUGAAGAAGAUCACUGAGUUCCAAUAUCAACGUUUCGUAUGGCAGAACGUAUUAUGCGGUUCGGCAUCCCGGAACAGAUCAUUACGGACAACGGUCGGUAGUUCGUCGGCAAGGGAUUCGAGGCAUAUCUGGCCAAGUGGGGCAUCCGGCAUUCCAAGACCUCAGUCGCGUACCCACAGGCAAACGGCCAGGUGGAGAAUAUGAACCGGACCAUCAUGGAUGGCAUAAAGAAAAAAUUGGAAGAUUACUCCUCAACCUGGCCGGAGCAGCUGAAUUAUGUCCUGUGGACGUACAAGACAACUCCAAGAACGGUGACCGGAGAAACACCGUUCGCACUAGCAUACGGGUUUCAGGCCAAGGUCCCCACCGAAGUGCUUGUGCCCACGCACCGGACUCUGCACUUUGACCCAGGACAGAACGAGGAAAAUCUAAAGGCAGAAUUGCACUUUAUCGAGGAGAGAAGGGACCUAGCCGCACGACGCAUGGAGGAAUAUCAUCGGGCAACCGAGAGGUAUUUCAACAAGUCGAUGAAAAUCAGAGAAACCAGGGUCGGAGACCUGGUGCUACGGAAGCAGGAGAAAGAGCAAGUCGCUUGAAGGAGGCAAGAUGGCCAAAACUGGGAAGGGCCGUACAGGGUAUACGAGAAGAGAUUGGCGGCAGGAACGUUCCUCCUACAAACUAUAGAAGGACGUUCCGCUGGCAUAUGGAAUGUGGAGCACCUGAAGAGAUUCUACCAGUAGGACCCCCCCCCCCCCCCCCCCCCCUCCCUAAAAAAACAGAGAAAGAGGGAGGGGGGAGACAAGAAGGAGGUAUUCCAUUCAUACAAUGUAACAGCAGGAAUUAAUGAAAACAAAGAGGCUUGGACAUUAGCCCAAAAAGUCCUGUGGUUUUUUCCUUUCCGGGUUUCCACGAUAAAAUCACGAUGUACAUCGUCAUCACAAAAAUACUACGAGCCUCCCGGCGGAAAACAGCAUCCCCUGCCGGACGGUACUAAUCGCCCAAACGGUAUAACCACCAUACCAAAGACCUCUCAAAAACAAUAGAGAGAGACAUCAGGGAAUCCCCAAAGGGGAUAAACCCGUUCCGCAUCACAAUCGCGGCCGAGACCAGCUCAGGAUUCCAAGGACCAGGCCAAAUGGGCAGGUAAGAUGAACGGAUGACGGGACGAAGACCGGGGAAUCCCCAAAAGGGAUAAACCCGCUCCGCAUCACAAUCGCAGCCAAGCCCAGCUCAGGAUCCACAGGACCGGGCCAAAUGGACAGGUAAGACGAACGGACGACGAAGCAAAGCCAAAGACCUCUCCAAAAACAAUAGAGAGAGGCACCGGGGAAUCCCCAGAGGGAUAAACCCGUUCCGCAUCACAAUCGCGGUCGAGCCCAGCUCAGGAUCCACAGGACCGGGCCAAAUGGGCAGGUAAGACGAACGGAUGACGGAGCAAAGCCAAAGACCUCUCCAAAAAAAAAUAGAGAGAGGCACCGGGGAAUCCCCAAAGGGGAUAAACCCGUUCCGCAUCACCAUUGCGGCCGAUCCCAGCUCAGGAUCCCAAGGACCGGGCCAAAUGGGCAGGUAAGACGAACGGAUGACGGGACGAAGACCGGGGAAUCCCCAAAAGGGAUAAACCCGCUCCGCGUCACAAUCGCAGCCGAGCCCAGCUCAGGAUCCACAGGACCGGGCCAAAUGGGCAGGUAAGACGAACGGACGACGAAGCAAAGCCAAAGACCUCUCCAAAAAAAAUAAUAGAGAGAGGCACCGGGGAAUCCCCAAAGGGGAUAAACCCGUUCCGCAUCACAAUCGCGGUCGAGCCCAGCUCAGGAUCCCAAGGACCGGGCUAAAUGGGCAGGUAAGAUGAACGGAUGACGAGAUGAAGACCGGGGAAUCCCCAAAGGGGAUAAACCCGCUCCGCGUCACAAUCGCAGCCGAGCCCAGCUCAGGAUCCACAGGACCGGGCCAAAUGGGCGGGUAAGACGAACGGAUGACGGAGCAAAGCCAAAGACCUCUCCCAAAAAAAAGAGGCACCCGGGAAUCCCCAAAGGGAAAGAAUAAGCUGAAAGACAAACGGGCGACAAAGUUUAAAGAUGAUCGCGGCAAGCAAGUAAUACACUUUAUUCAUCGGCUCUACUGGCCGGAAGGUACAACAUACACGAGUUCGGAGUGAAAUCAAGAGUACAAAAUAACCGAAACUGUCACGCCUCGGGGAGCUAUCCUUGAAUAUAGAUGUGCCUGCAAGAGCUUUCUAUGAACCCAGAAGCGUGAGGGGUGAAGUAAGCCAUCUUAAAAACAUUAGCCGCUUCGGGAAGAACGACCUGCUAGCCAGGAGGUGCGGCUGGCAAGCAGAAUUUGACAAACUCACUCAGCCAGGGGGGACCAUCCUUCACCUGGCACUUGCCCUUCAAAGCCUCCCCAUAAGCCUCAACAAACGAAGCAUUGAAACCAGCGGCCUCAGGAUCAAACGGGGCGGGGAGAUAACGCUGAAGAGCCGGGAGGUUUCCGGCCAAAAAGCCGAUCAUCCCUUUAGCAAAGGCAUCAUCGGCAAGCUCUGCAAGGAACUCCUGGCCAGCGGAGGUCCCCGAUACCAUCUCAAUGCCAUCCUUCAGCGCGUCAAAGCUCUUGGCCAGGAACUCCCCGAAGCUCUGGGCAAGAGGCUCCUUCACACGGACAUUCACGGCAUCGACAUAGGCACAGUACUUGUGGAACUCAAUGGAGCCGGCCUCCUUGAUCUUGGAAACAUCAGCCUCAAAAACAGGAACGGCCCCAUCCGUACAAACCAGGCAAAGCUGCACGUCGGACAUCUCCACGGCGGCCAUUUUGGCACGAAGCAGCUGCAGCUCCUCGGCUUGUUUCCUCACCGUCUCCUGAAGAGACAUGCUUCCCUUAGCGAGCCCAAGAGCAGCGCUCAAAUCCUGUUGCAUCUUGUGCAGACGCUCUUUGGCCUUCUCACCAAAUCAUCGACUUCACAACGCACCUGAGCGGAAGCACGCUCCUGAGCUUCAUAGGCAAACCGCGCCUUGCAGAAAUAAAUGGCGGCCUUGUUGAGUGUGCUAAGGCCACACUCAUGAAGAUCCACCGCGCUGUCACAAGCAGCAAAAUCACGAGGGAGUUUCAACCCCAGAGAGCAUCAAAUGGAAGAGGUUGUCUGCCCAAACAACCUUUUCGACUCCGUACGGGGGCCCAACCCGGAGAACUCAAUGAUAUCAGAAAACGAAUCCUCUGAACCGGACGGAGGAGGAUCGCUCGAACCUUUGCCCAAUGAGGUGACGGGGUGCGGCUUAGGAGGAGAGGCGGCCUCAGUAUCUGACCCAUCAAGGACCACCACGGCCUUGGAGGAUCCUUCCCCAUGGCGGGACUUUUUGGGGGGCCGUUCAUCCCCAGCAGGUUCGGCUUUGGGCCUUUUUGGCCUUGAUCCUCACCAACGAUCCGUUUUCCCUUACUAGCAUCAGCCCGACCGGAGGAGGGAGUAGCACGGGGAUGGGGGACCAUGGCAGAAGACCUGGGAUAAAGCCCAGCACAAAUGAGAUAAGAAAAAUUGUCAGAACAAUGUUUGGGAGUCACAAAAAAGAGAGUCCAAAACCCGGGCCACAGCGAGGACGUACCUAUGCCGGCCUUGCCCAAGUUGGUGUCAUUCACCAGCAAACGCAGGUUCUGGACCCCCUCACCGGCGAUACGAGCGGCAUGUUCCAGCUCGGCCGAAUGGAGAACCGGAGGCUCAAACUUGACCAGGAAAGCAUUCCACCGAUCGGAGAAGGGGGGAGGUGAAUCAACCCCGGCAAGGAAGAAUCUCUCCUCCCAGCUGUUCGCAUUGGAGGGGUUGUUGGAAAAGAGAACCCUCCACGAACGGUCCACUAUGCUGAGAUAACCCGUCUGGCCGUACGGGGAAAGCCGGAAGAAAUGUAGAAACAACUUCACGGACGGCUCGACCCCCACAUUGUGGCAUCGGAUUAUGAAACCGACAAGAAUCUGAUGGGAAUUCGGAACGAGUUGAGACGGGGCGAUACCAAGUCCCCUGAAAAGAGAGAUAUGGAAAGGCAACAGCGGGAAAAGAAAACCCGCUGUCACAGAGUCCAGAUGGACGACCACGUGGCCAGGUAGAUGCCGCAUAGGAUGGCGGAGGAACCGUGCGUCCCAAACCCGUGGAGGGGGAAGCAGCUGGGGAAUCAGGUUUUUCUCGCUAAGAAGCAGACGUUGGCGCUGACGCCGAACGAGAUGAAAGUUAAGGGAGAAACGAGGAGGCUGGGGGGCAUCCCACGCUUAUAAACCGAAAGGUCAUCCCCUGAGUUACAGCCGUCAUCGGAUAAGUUUCCGGAACGGCCAUGGGCAGACGGCCUAGGGACAACGGAAGACAUAGCAAGUACGGAGGAGAAAAUUCAGGACUUAAUAGGAAUCUAGAAAGAGAAAAUAAUCUGGCAGAGUAACAGAGUAAUCCCCCCGUUUUGGCAAUAGGGUAUUUAUAGGCGAAAACCACCCCGGCUCCCAAAUUGAGGGAAGACAUGUGGCGGACCAUGUUUGGUGCAUCCUACGGCUGAGGGACGCUUCGAGAUCCAAGCCGCCGGUGGCACGUACCGAAAUCACCCCCCACAACGAGAUGCAAAAAGGGGGGGGAGAAGAGAGAGAGAAGAAGAGGAAAAGAGCCCAUGAGCAAAAGGAGCAGGGGUCGUUCCUCGUCAGAAGAAGAGGAAAAGAGCCCAUGAGCAAAAGGAGCAGGGGCCGUUCCUCGUCAAAAGAAAAGGAAAAGAGCCCACGAGAAAAAGAAGCAGGGGCCGUUCCUCGCCAGAAGAAGAGGAAAAGAGCCCAUGAGCAAAAGGAGCAGGGGUCGUUCCUCGUCAGAAGAAGAGGAAAAGAGCCCAUGAGCAAAAGGAGCAGGGGUCGUUCCUCGCCAGAAGAAGAGGAAAAGAGCCCAUGAGCAAAAGGAGCAGGGGCCGCUCCUCGUCAGAAGAAGAGGAAAGAGCCCAUGAGCAAAAGGAGCAGGAACCGUCCCUCAUAAAAAAAAGAGAAGAAGGGGGAGAAAGGAGGAAAUUAUGAAUGAGUGAACAGAACGCAAGCCAUAAAGUGCAAAAGGAAGCUUUAUUCUUCGGCUCUACCAGCCGGAAUAUACAACUAAGAAAAAGGGGGGAACUAACAAAAUCAUGCAAGGAAGCCGUGAGGAGGGGAGCGUGGGGAGGCCGGCGGUUCUUCCGAUGGCACAAAGGGAAGCUCGGGAGUGGGGGAUCAGGGAUUUCACCCCUCUGAACGGCCGCUACGCACUGCUCAUCUCGGCCGAGUUUUCCCAUAACUCGCCGAAGCUCGGCCCCAUCAGUAUAAUCUUCCACGUUGAAAGGGGGACAGCCGACCAGAGGGAGCACACUCCUAAGGGCCUUGACACCUUCGAAGUACCCUUUGGCAAAGGCAUCGUCGGCAAGCUCUGCAAGCCACUCACCACCAAGCGCGGUCUUCUCUAAAAGCCGCACCCCAUGAACCAAGCGCUCCUUAUCCGACACCGACUGCAGCUCGACCUCGAAAACCUCCCCAGCAGUUCCCCGACAAUACUCGUAAGCGGCCUGAAGGAACUGGGUAGUUUUCUUGAACUCCUCCACAUUGAUGGCCAGGGUCAGAACGUCGCUGGGAGGAUCUCCGCCUUCAGAACGGGGGGCAGGAUCCGCGGCAGGAACAAAGGAAAUCCCAUGCUUCUCAGCAAGGGCCACCUUGGCAAGCAAGCCUUGUUUUUCAUGCUCGCCCUGAGCCCGAACGGCCAGGAGCUCUUGUUGAGCCUGGGCCAGGGCAGCCUGCGCUUUCUUCACCUCCGCCUGAGCAGCCUCCCGCAGCAGCACGGCCUCCUGCUCUCUCUUGGAAGCCACAUCGGUUUUCCUCUUGAGCUCGGCGAGAUCUUUCUCCCGAGCGGCCCUGGCCUGCAACAAGCUCAGCCCAGCCUGCAAGGAAGGAAAAUCGGUUAGAUGGGAAUGAGGAACGGUUUCAAAAAUAACAGGGGGGAAAUGUGGGGAACGUACCUCAAGGCUCAGAAGCAGAGCAUUACCAACAGAGUCGCCCGAAGUACGACCAGAAAACUCCAGCCCGGCCUGAAGGGCAAUGUCCUUCCAGACCUUAGAGAUCGGACGAACGGCGGAGGGCACCAUGACGUUCGUGGAUUUAGGAACAGAGGACUCAAUGUGCGGCCUCUUCGGCUUCUUCCCCUUGUCCUUUUCCCCACCAGCAGGGAUACCAACGCCGAUCGGGUCCACAUUCAGGACCCGGUUAUCUUGAGAAUGAUGGGCCUCAGAGGUUUGCCCAGUCACCUCGGCGACCAGAAGCCGCUCUGCUUCAGCAAUACGCUGACUAGCCUGGGACGCGGCAGACGAAGUGGCCCUAGAAGAUUGGGCGGCCGCACGAGGCUUAGCCAACGCCGCAUGUUCCUUGUUGGCCUUUGCUUCACGGCGAGCCGCCAUAGCUGCAUUGUCCAUUUUCUCUUGAGUAGGGGGAGGACCUGAAACAAAAAAGUAACGUUAGUACCGAGCGGUGCGAAUCACAAAGGCACUCACCUCAGGGAAUGGACCGCCCGGGCCCACAAGAUGAACACAAGAGAUCGCCAGUCCAGGGAUCACGGGCGGUACCUAUCCAUGCGUCAGAAAGUGCCUCAAUGGUCAGAAGGACCUUCAGCUUCCUAAUGCCGCCCAGCCUCAGCUUAUCCACGGCAUCCCGCAACGUCGAGGUUAGCUCCGGCGCCUGAACCUUCGGAGGGUAUCCAUUCCACCUCACAGGAAGCCGCUCGUCCGCGUAGCGAAUAAAGAAAAAGCGAUUUUUCCAGUCGUGGAUAGAGAAGGGAGCCCCCUCGAACAACUUUCUUUUAGGACGAGCGGCCACACUCAGGAACCCAUCAGCAUUUUGGGGAGUGACUUGGAAAAAAUAAUGAAAAAGCUCCAGUGAAAAGGUGAGCCCCAGAAAUUUGCAGAGAACGAGGAAGGCAGAGAUCAGAUGGUAGGAGUUCGGCAUGAAUUGGGCCGGAACAACACUGUAAAACUCGAAGAAGUCAAGGUAAAACGAGUGGAGUGAGAAGCGCAGUCCGGCCUUUAAAGAAUCCAUAUGCACCAUCACCAUGCACGGGCGUCUCAUGAGGAGAUUAUCUGCGCCUCAGAGGCUAUAGUAAGCAGGCGGGGGGAGAAUAAUUUGUAGUUCCCUCAGGGCCCUCUUGGAGAAGACCUGUUCGAUCACGGCUACAUUGGGAAUAAGCACUAUGUGCCUGUGCUGAUCCAUAGGGACGCCGAACUUAUAGAUCCGGAGGUCGUCCCCUUCUUCGGCCUCCUCACCCGAGUCAUGAUCGGCUGGAUGCCCCACCGCCGCGGCAGGUUGUGCCAUCAUCGCAACGGCGUUCUCAGGAUCGACGACCAUAUCAACAUGUUCUCCUGCGACCGGGAUUGCGGCAUCAGCCACUGCAUCAGGGACUGUCAUCGAAGAAGCGCUGGAACGGCCAGAACCGCUCGCUUCCGCCGAGGAGCGGGAUCUGAGUUCUGAUGCCGAAGAUGAACCGGCUGAAGAGCCAGUAGAAGAGCUAGAGCCAGUUUCCGAAGAGGAAGAAAUCACCAUGGAGCAGGCCAUGGGGAGGUUUACGAAAAGAAAGGAAGAGGUCGGGAUUAGGGAAUUACCUUGCUAAAAGAUUGGGGGAGAAAUGAACACCGGAACUCGAAAUAAUCGUUGAACGGCGCUAGGAAGGCAAGAGGAGACAACGGAUGAAAAGCCCUAAUCUUUCCCAUAUUCCCGGUAUUUAUAAGGGGAGGCGCCGGAUCAGUGACCAACCCGCGGGCGACACGUGGCAAGGAGCGUAUACAGAGAUGUGUGUCGCGUAGAGACGGGCUGAUACGAAAUGAUUACUUUUGCAUUGGAAGUUGAACCGGCCAGAUAGCUGGCACCUAGAGCCCCGCGAACAACGGCGGGAAGCAACCAUCACCUAGAGGAAAAGGGAGCAACAGCUCAAGGCGGUACGGCGGAAGUUAUCUUACUUCUUUAUGUCCCGCGCACGCUCGGAACAUCAGAAGUGGGGGACUUGUAUUGGGUUAAUGGCCUACCAGGGCCGGCCCAUUAACCCCUAGGGAUGAACGUAGCCCUGCAUAGCCAGGCCCCAGGGCCCAAGGGCCAGGGGACAAACGUAGCCCCACAUAACCAGGCCCAAGGGCCAGAGGACGUACGUAGCCCAGCAUGGCCAGGCCUCAGGGUCCAAGGACCAGAGGACGUACGUAGCCUCGUGGGACCAAGCUCCAGGGCCCAAGUUCCAGGGGACGUACGUCCCAGGGUAGCCAGGGGACGAGCAUCUUGUGGACUACGCUUAAGGGCCCAGGCUGCCACCAGAGGGCUGAGUCCAGUUUAGGGGACGGACGUCCCCCACGCUAUGGCGGGAAACCAAGAUCUUGGCGGGAAGCGCAUUAAAUGCAGGAGAUUUAGUAGUUGGGAUCAUGUCACCCACAGCCGGCCACGUCAGCCCCCCAACCACCAUGGGAUACUAUAAAUAGUCGCAUUUAUUUCAUUGUAAAGGGUUCGCCCUUCAACACUCUAGAAUUGUAAUAGCAUCAACGGCACGUAGUUUAGCUCAUUACGUUCGGCCCCUCGGCUUGUAAUCGUAAAAGUGAAUGAAAUAUAGUUAUUAACCCACUCCCCGUUGUUUAGUGAGCUUGUUUUGCUUUCCACCCAUUUGAAACCCCCAGGUUACGUGUU
Molecule: messenger RNA, 9675 nt
Organism: Cuscuta europaea
Lineage: Eukaryota; Viridiplantae; Streptophyta; Magnoliopsida; Solanales; Convolvulaceae
Source: the annotation of a GenBank genome assembly